AUGGGCGACACUCCAUUAGCCUCGUUGUCUCUCACACACGUUCACUAUAAUCCCGAGGAUCCCCUGUCACUGGUGUCGGCGUGGCUGGCCCUGCUGCCACAAGCACUAUGCGUCUCUUAUGUGACCCUAGUGUGGGCCUCGAGGGAGAUGGAGGUCGUCUUGAUGUUUGGAGGACAGCUGGCCUGUGAGGCGUUGAAUUUUGUGCUCAAGCGCAUCAUCAAGGAAGAGCGACCGAGAGAAAUGUUUGGCAAAGGCUACGGCAUGCCAUCCUCGCAUGCCCAGUUCAUGACCUUCUUCUCUGUUUACCUUACCCUUUUCCUGGCCUUUCGACACACUCCGGCCUACGCUGGGCCCUAUCCCUACUGCGGCUUCCUGCUUCGCGUGGCCGUCACAGGGGGCCUGUGGGCUGCUGCUGUCGGUGUCGCUGCCAGUCGAAUUUACUUGAAUUACCACACUCCCAAACAGGUGCUGGCAGGCUGUGGGGCCGGUUUCGUGUUCGCCUGCGGUUGGUUCAUAUUCACCAGCCUGCUACGAAACUCGGGCUGGAUCGAUUGGGCUGCGGGUCUCAGGGUGUCGCGUUUGCUGCGCGUCCGUGAUUUGGUUGUCCGUGAAGAUCUGGCCGAGGCCGGCUGGCAACGAUGGGAAGCACAGAAACUGAAGCAGCGCCUUGAUGAGGCACCUGCUGAUGCCGCCAUUCCGGAUCAGCACAUUGUCAAGGCCGACGAAGUUGACCAGACCGGAACCGAUAUCUCGCCCGUUCCUGACGAGCAAUUAAUGGAGGAGGUUGCGGAGGGCCUACGCCAAGAGCAGGCCUCCUCCGCAGCACCCAUACAGGAAUCGGCCGUUGACAGCCAGCCUGGAAAUGCGACCAAACGACCCGAACUUCGCCGAGACAUAUCAGCACCUCCUCCACCGUUACAACCCCCUCCACCUGCUCCCGUCCAGCAGAAUGCGGACCGACCCCCCGACUCGCUAAGCUUGGCGCAGCUCAGAAGAUUGGUACAAGAGAUGCCGAAGGUCGAGCAGCCGGCAUAUGCUUUUGAGUAUGCGGAUGCGCAGCCAUUUUCAGAGGAGAUUGAAGAGUGGUUCCAAUAUAAUGAAUUCGAUCGUGUGAUGUUGAUGGGAAUGAAGGCGACUUUUGAUCGCCAAUGGGCCGCAUUUGCUGAACAAAACGGCUUUAUCCCCGAUGAUAUUUCCUGGAUAGACUCAUCAGAUGAACUGCGUCGGACUUUUAUCACCGAGUCUCUGGACAAGGUACAGCAUGCUGAAGCCUCUAUGCGCCUGGAGGCAUUGGAGAAUAUCUGCUAUACUAUUACAGGUGUGUGGGGUCUUACGGCAGGACGUGCCACAGAGGGUCAUUCUACGGAUUCAGACCCUGGAACGAGAACAGAAACCCCUCGGUCUAAGUCGCUGCAGAUCGCGUGGAUUGAACAAAACGUCUUUCUGCUCCAGCAAUGCUCCGGAAUACCUCUUAUGGUCAAGAAGCUGUCCCAGUUAUUUGACAAAACCCGCUCUUCGCUUGGCCUCGACUCAGAUGGAAGUGACAUCGAAAAAGUAAACUCGGGUGACAUCGCAGCCCCGGAGCGUGAAGCCAAUUUGGUCCUUACUGUGCUCUACUUUUCCAUCGAGGUUGGUCGAAGACAAGAGGCUCAAGAUCCUCAGUGCAAUUUGAUUCGUGAUGCGCUGGCUGAGGCGGAUCCGUGCCUGUUAGUCACUAUCGUCGAAAUAAUUGCGCGAUUAAGAUGGGACGAGUCUGCCAAUAUUCCACUUACCAGAAUCAUUCUUUUGCUCUGGAAAUCACUCCUCCUCGUGUUUGGCGGCAGUGCGGACCUGAAGAGGGCCAAGGAAGCUCUCGAGCCAACCCUCCCCCCUCAGGAAGAUUCUGCCACCCGUCGCACGCCAUUCUUGACUGCCUCUCCUCUAGACUAUCACCUAUUCCGACAGGAGAUUACCUCAAAAUAUCCCGCCUACAACCCUCCUGUCCCUAUUGUUCCACUUGAACUAGAGAAUAACUCGAUUCUGCCUCCUCUUCCGCAACACCCUGCGAGGUCAAAUUCAUCUAGUGGCCUCUUCUCUGGAGUUGGACCCCCUAUCACUGGUCCAAAUGGCUCUAUCCUCCAGCAGGCUGUUCACAUUGCGACUCCAGCUCCAUCGCCUCCUCCUUCUCCCAUCGGACCUGGAGGUAAAGCUGGCAAGAAGCAAAAUUACCAGACCAACCAAAACUUCCCUCUCAUGUAUCCUCCUCUAGACGAUUCUAGCAACCGGAUUGGCGGAAAGGGUACUACUGAACGCCAGGAUGUGCUGGUCGGAAAGCGUUGGGAGGGCAGUGAUGUGCCUGCAUCAAUCAUCGAGGCCGGCAAGCUCUUCUCAACCCAUGUCAAGAUGACUCGUGCGAUGCAACAACUCUGGGGCGAGCGCGAGAAUUUCAUGAAAUACGACCGAGGCUGGAACUUUGAACAUCCCUAUCGCGUACCUGGCUCAAUGGUACCCGAUGACGUGUCCCUCGAGAUGGACCAGCUGGACUUGUCCAAUACCACACCCUCACCCCCACCUAAGCCAGCGCAGAAGGAAACAAAUGACCCAGAUGUCCAGAGAAGACUGGAUGCAGUUGAAGGCUUCUACGCCCACACUCUGUCCCACCUUCAAUCCAUCACGAUCGUCUUUUUGAAGAUCAUCCUGACCAAUGUCAGUGCUGUGGUCAAUCAAGCGAAUGCUUCCGGUUCUCAAAGCAUGAGUAAUGGCCACGGUGUGAACGGCUCAGCCGACUUCUUUCCCGAUACAUCUAUUGAUGAACUUGAUAACAUCCGGUUGCGUGAGAUCACCGGGAAGGCUGUCUCUGGAACUUUAUUGCUGAUGUUGAAGUGGUUCAAACGUUCCCAUAUUUUGAAAUUCGAGUAUAUGACACAGCUCUUGCUUGACUCGAACUAUCUCCCCCUCAUCCUCAAGAUGUUUGCUCAUCAAGAUGUCGACCAGGCGGUGGCGCAGAAGAACGACCGUGAAGAUUUAUCGUUCUUCUACUUCUGCGCCGAGAAUUCAGAUCAUCACUCUCAAUUUGAGGACCCAGCCGAUGGGGACACCGAGAGUGAAGACGAGGCUGUCCCACCUCCAAUCUCCCGACAACGCCCCAAUCUAACCCGAGGCAACACCUCCGUGCGAUUUUCACCUGAAGAGUCCGUGACUGACGGUCCAACACGUCCCGAAGUUGACGAACUUGGCUAUCCCACCGCACCUCUACCCAAGGAGCCAAUUACAGUCUUUUCAUUCCGAAAUUUCUUCUCCGCCAUCAACUACCUCCACAUCAUGCAGAAGAUCACCCGUGAUAAAGCGCACCGCUGCCUUCUUCUCGUCCAAUACAAGUCGAGUACGAUUCUCCGCAAGGGUCUGAAGAUUCCCGAUCCUCACCUCCGGUUCUACACCCUGAAACUAUUCAAGUCGCAGGUGCCCUACUGCGGGCGGAAGUGGCGCCAGAGUAAUAUGCGCGUGAUAACCGCUAUUUACUUAUAUUGCCGACCGGAGCUGCGCGACGAUUGGCUCGCGGGCUCAGACGUCGAUGCUGAAGUGGAAGAGGCCCUUCCCCUGGAGCAAGCCCUUCGCGGAUUGACGCAUUGGUGGCAUCUACGCCAAUACAAAGAUGUGAUGGGCGGACCCGAUGGCCCGUCUAUAAUGGAAGAAGAGCGAGACUUCUUCGUCCGAGAAUUAGAGUCCAUGGGAUGGGGAUGGGCCGAAGAGAUUGGUGAGGACUCCGACCUGGGACACAGUCACAUGAUGAAUGGGACGGAGUGGGAAGGGGCCCCGAUGCAGAUGGAGGGCUGGACAUGA
Molecule: messenger RNA, 3819 nt
Organism: Penicillium atrosanguineum
Lineage: Eukaryota; Fungi; Ascomycota; Eurotiomycetes; Eurotiales; Aspergillaceae
Product: short chain dehydrogenase/reductase
Exons: 8
Coding region: 1-3819 (1272 amino acids)
Biological process (GO): cytoskeleton organization
Cellular component (GO): cytosol
Source: RefSeq, a predicted model, not a curated record